UUCGCCGCAGGACAUAUAUUCUUCCACUAUUGCUUUGAAGGAGAUUUCGCCUACGGUAUCUCGAUGCUGCCGACACUCUCAGCAUUUGGAAAUUAUGUCAUCAUCAACAAAUCCUAUCGCCGCGGACGAGGAGUUGAGGUGGGCGAUAUUGUGAGCUUCAAGCAUCCAGUUCGCGAAGGCGAAUAUGCGGUCAAGCGGGUCUUGGGUCUUGAGGGAGACUUUGUGCUCAUGUACACGCCGGGAGCGAACGAUACGAUGUUACAGGUCCCCAAAGGCCACUGUUGGGUGAUUGGCGAUGAUUUACCACACUCGCGCGACUCUCGGACGUUCGGUCCACUGCCCAUGGCACUAAUAUCUGGCAAAGUCAUCGCGAAG
Molecule: messenger RNA, 375 nt
Organism: Dissoconium aciculare CBS 342.82
Lineage: Eukaryota; Fungi; Ascomycota; Dothideomycetes; Mycosphaerellales; Dissoconiaceae
Product: LexA/Signal peptidase
Exons: 2
Cellular component (GO): mitochondrial inner membrane peptidase complex; membrane
Molecular function (GO): serine-type endopeptidase activity
Source: RefSeq, a predicted model, not a curated record